Aspergillus sclerotioniger CBS 115572 is the source of this 1603-nucleotide messenger RNA. RefSeq names its product cytochrome P450. The coding region runs from base 1 to 1527 and encodes 508 amino acids. Gene Ontology annotation, molecular function: heme binding; iron ion binding; oxidoreductase activity, acting on paired donors, with incorporation or reduction of molecular oxygen. The record is from RefSeq and is a predicted model, not a curated record. The transcript has 5 exons. NCBI's taxonomy places the organism in Eukaryota, Fungi, Ascomycota, Eurotiomycetes, Eurotiales, Aspergillaceae.
AUGGGCUUUUCACUGCUAUUACUGGUAGGUCUGGGCGUGGGAAUCUUCCAAAUCCCGAAGAUCUUCUAUCGUCUCUACUUUCACCCGCUGCGCCACAUCCCUGGUCCCAGACUGGCAGCCAUCACCCAUCUUUACGACUUCUAUUAUAAUGUCUACCAUGAAGGAAAAUUGAUCUUCCAGAUUGAAGAGCUGCAUAAAAUCUACGGCCCUAUUAUUCGCAUCGCGCCCGACGAGGUUCAUAUCAGCGACCCAACUUUCUACGAUGAGAUAUACGCCUCCAGCAGACGUCGGCGGGAUAAACCGGGGUAUUACAUACCUCUAACUGGCUUUCCACAAUCCCUAGUGUCGACUACCACUCACGACCAUCACCGCAUGCGACGUGCUGUCGUCAGCCCUUUUUUCUCGAGGCGUUCCAUCCAGGAGCUUUCGGUCGUCUCAGAAGGGUGUACGUUGAAACUCAUGGACCGUCUUCAGAAAUUCCACGACGAGGAUAAGAUUGUCCGACUGGAUGAUGCUUUUGCUGCUAUGGCAUCAGACAUCAUCACCUAUCUUUGCUACGGUUAUAGUCAAGGCUUCCUGGGCAGCGAGAACUUUGGCAGUUACAUCCGCCGUGCCGUCAAUGAGACUACAACGGCCAGUCAUCUCAACCGCUUAUUCCCCCUGCUGCCCUUAUUGAUGCGUAUGAUACCAAUGCGGUUCAUGUGCUUCUUCCGACCAGGUCUUGGAAUUAUGUAUACCUAUCUCAAGAAGCUUUAUGAGCUAUCAGCGCAAGCACUUCCGACAAACGACAUGGACGUCAAUAACACCGGAACCAAACGAGCAAAGUACAAGACCAUACUCGCCAAACUGGGAGAUCCUCGUAUUCCGCCACAGGAGCGAACACUCGAUCGCUUCCGGGACGAAGGCGUUCAGUUCCUAAGUGCUGGCACGGAGACGACAGGUAGCACUCUGACCUUUGCAGCGUAUAUCCUCGCCACCCAUCCAGAUGUCCUUCAACGCCUCCGAACGGAGUUGAAGCAGAUUUUGCCAACACCCAUAAGUACAUCCACCUGGAUGGACCUGGAGAAGCUGCCUUAUCUGACUGCGUUUAUUUACGAAACCCUGAGGCUUUCCUAUGGGCCGAUUUUCCGCGCUGGUCGCAUCGCUCCAACAGAGACCCUCAGAUAUAAUGAUUAUGUGCUUCCGCCUGGCACAAUUAUGUGUUCUUCCACCUACUUCAUCCACCGUGAUCCAAUCCUCUUCCCUGACUGCGACAAGUUUGAUCCAGAGAGGUGGCUACAGGGUGAGAAGAGUGAUUAUUUAAAACGAUACCAUGUCUCCUUCUCCAAGGGUAGUAGGUCUUGUGUGGGUAAGAGUCUGGCCUGGAAUGAGCUAUACUUUGCCAUCGCGUACAUGGUUCGACGGUUUGAUUUCGAACUGUACAACACUACUGCUGAAGAUAUGAAGUUUGUCUCUGAGACAGUAUUUCCCAAGACCAGGCGAGGAAUGAUGACGGUUUACGCCAAGGUCAACAACGUGGUGGAUUGAGUAUACGAGUGGUUAUCUUGUUCAACAUGGAUUACUUAGAUAACAGAUAGUCGAUGUGAUGACAUGGAAAAAAAAG